AUGACGACGAACAAAACAACAACAGUAGGACAAAGGGGCCUCCAGUUAUCAGGUGGACAGAAACAGAGAAUUGCAAUAGCAAGAGCAAUAUUAAAGAACCCUCCAAUUCUUCUGCUUGAUGAGGCCACCAGUGCACUUGAUACAGAAUCAGAGAAACAAGUUCAAGAAGCACUCGACACAGCCAUGCAAGGAAGAACGGUCAUCUUAAUUGCACACAGAAUGUCAACUAUCGUUAGUGCAGAUAUAAUAGCUGUUGUUCAGAAUGGAAAACAUGCAGAACAUUGGCCAAGAUUGUCAGACCAGGUCACAUUCAACUCAAUGGAAUAUUUUCCGUUAUAA
Messenger RNA from Nicotiana tabacum (common tobacco), 339 nucleotides. NCBI's taxonomy places the organism in Eukaryota, Viridiplantae, Streptophyta, Magnoliopsida, Solanales, Solanaceae. The record is from RefSeq and is a predicted model, not a curated record.